This is a messenger RNA of Suillus bovinus, 711 nucleotides long. RefSeq lists its product as uncharacterized. The coding region runs from base 1 to 711 and encodes 236 amino acids. The record is from RefSeq and is a predicted model, not a curated record. NCBI's taxonomy places the organism in Eukaryota, Fungi, Basidiomycota, Agaricomycetes, Boletales, Suillaceae. The transcript has 3 exons. Gene Ontology annotation, cellular component: mitochondrial matrix. Gene Ontology annotation, biological process: DNA damage response; fatty acid metabolic process.
AUGUACGCUGACGCAGUACACGAUGCAGAAGGCAGUGACUCGCUCUUUGAUGAGCCUCAGAUUGCCAUGCGCACUGCCCCACCGAUACCUGGGCUUUUCGUUCCACCCAUCAGAUUGCCUCUCGAACUGGCGAAUGACAUCGUUCGGGAGUGUAUGAGCCUUUACUUCGAUGGGCGAGACGUCAAUCAGAUCAUGCUCUUUGGACGCACAGUAUCUGAGCACAGCCAGAAUAUGGAAAGCGGCUUACCAACGUUUCUGAACACACUCCUGCAAUGGCUAGCCGAAAUGUUACGUGACCAUCUACCCAAGAAAGUGCACGAAAUGUUAUUUCCUCCCAAGGAUGCGCCACAGCGCGCACGGCAGGCGAUUCUGAAUCUAUAUCGUCCUGGAGAAGGCAUCUCACCUCAUAUCGAUCUACUGAGACGGUUCGACGAUGGAAUCAUAGGAUAUCAAGAGGAAGAGCUGUUCGGAGGGGCCGGGCCGCUGGAUAGGAAUCAUUGGGACCUCUAUCUGGAAGAACGCAGUAUUUUGGUCCUAUCGGAGGAUGCGCGCUAUGAUUGGACUCAUGGGAUUGAUGGAAAACAGGAGGACUUCGUCAGUGGAGUAGAUGGACAAGGAGAACCUGAGUGGAUUGAGAGGGGAACGAGAUUGAGCAUCACAUUCAGGUGGCUGUUGCCAGGCGCAGACAUCGUCGGAGGACCUGAGCCAUGA